This is a messenger RNA of Sesamum indicum (sesame), 1705 nucleotides long. Its product is annotated as homeobox-leucine zipper protein ATHB-23-like. Lineage: Eukaryota; Viridiplantae; Streptophyta; Magnoliopsida; Lamiales; Pedaliaceae. Gene Ontology annotation, molecular function: sequence-specific DNA binding; DNA-binding transcription factor activity, RNA polymerase II-specific. Gene Ontology annotation, biological process: positive regulation of DNA-templated transcription. Gene Ontology annotation, cellular component: nucleus. The record is from RefSeq and is a predicted model, not a curated record.
UGAGAGACGAAGAUGAGGCUGAAAGUGCUGGAAAAUGGAAGAAUUGUACAUUUUUUAAUGCUCAUGUAAUAAUAUCAUCUUCCUCACUAGUUUUUCUGCCUGUUUACAUUGAAACAGAGGGACCAAUCAUUUAUAUAUUGCCCGACAUCAAAAUAAGAUUCUUGGAGGAAACGAAAAUAUGGAAACUACAUAAGAAGGUCCGAAUUCUACAAUCAUGCAUAGGAAAUUUUCAGGAAAAUAAGGAAAAUUUAAAAAAAAAAAAAAAAUUAAAAAAAAAACACUUCGUCUUCAUCUUCCUUUCUCUCACCUGCAGAGUCUGUCCCUGGAUUCCAGUCUUCCCACCCAUCCAUUCUCAAGAAUUCACACACAAAAGAAGUAUACAGUGUCUGUAGUUUCCAGGGCCUGGAAUUAAGUUCCAGCAAGUAGUAUUUAUAUAUGGCUUUUGUCCCAGCAGCUGAAUCCAUGUUCAGAAACCAUGACGAUGGCCAUUUGCCCACAUUAUCAUCCUGUGCUCCUCAAGACUUAAACGAUGUUUCCCAGUUCUUGAUGAGGAGAUCCAUGUCAUAUUCCAGGCCAUUUGAUGUCGAAGAAUUGCAGCCCGAGGAUGACAUGUCGGACGAUGGCUGUCAGCAUUUGGGAGAGAAGAAACGGAGGCUGAACCUGGAGCAGGUGAAGGCCCUGGAGAGGAGCUUUGAAUCAGGCAACAAACUGGAAGCCGACAGGAAAAUGCAGCUGGCUCGGGCUUUGGGCCUGAAGCCCCGACAGGUUGCUAUAUGGUUUCAGAACAGAAGGGCCCGAUGGAAGACUAAGCAACUGGAGAAGGAUUACGGUGUCCUGAAGAGACAGUUUGAGUUAAUCAAGGCUGAUAAUGAUGCCCUCAAGUCUCAGAAUAAGGAACUUCGCUCACAGCUGACUGCCCUGAGAAGUAGAAAAUCAACUGGUUCCGAAACAAUCAACCUCAACAAAGACAAUGAGGGUUCUUGGAGCAAUGGAAGCCUUGAAAACAGUAGUCAUGAUGUCAAACUUAACACAACAUCAACAGACAGCACAAUAAUGUUUUAUCAUCCCAACAACAAUCAGGGUUUCGUUUCCCCUUCAUCCGUUGGAGCUGCUUCUCUGACGCAUAUACUCCAAUCUUCAUCAAGAACAGCUGAUCACUUGCAGGCGUCGUCGAACCAGCCCCACUGCAGCCUGUUCGGCGGCAUUGAGGAAAACCAGGAGUUCUGGCCCUGGCCUGAGCAGCAAACUUUCCAUUGAUGAAUAUAUUUCAAUCGAUCGUACUGAAUGUCUGUAGUAUAUAAUUUUGAUUUUUGCUAAUAGAUCAGGCUGAUCACUAGGUUUAUCCUGGGGCAAAAAUCAGACCUGCAAUGAGUGAAAUUGUUUUGGUCCCCGAGCCGCAGCCUAAUUUGACAGAUAUGGCUGUGCUCCUCACUGUAUUGCCAGACAUGCAUGCCGGUGGCAACAUUAAUGCUAGGAGCACCGUUAGAUUUGCAGCCUGCUGCUGAGAAAUGUACCCUAGUCCUGAGCCCCUCCAAGCAUAAAUGUCAUUGUGUGCUUAUAAACCAUGUAAGGGCACAGUGUAUUUCUGGGAUCUUUGUUUUGCUUGUUCUGAUGAAUUCUGUAGGCAGUCCGACAAAAGUUGAUUGUAUGUUGAAUAGGAAUAUGGUAAAAUGGAAAUGACACCUACCGACAUUUCUGCAUUUCA